UUUUUGUUUACAAUUGUUGAACAUAACCAAACUUCCAGUCAAGCGUUAUUCUGGAAAAUGUGUGCGUCGGUAAUUGGUGAUUUCGUGAAAAACUUGCACUUAAUGACCCUCCCGACGCCCCUCUGGGCCGUGCACAUUGACCCCAAGGAGCAGUUCCUGGCCGUGUUGCACGUCAAGCCCCACUGUGAUAAAGUGGUCAUUGAUAAGGGGGUGCUCCUGACUUGCGAUAGCGGCACUUUAAAGACUUCCGUGUCGUUUCGUGACGAAAUUGUGCAACUCCCGAGCUCAGCGUCCAAAAUUGAGACAAUUUCCGAUCUAACAAGUCUCAUUUAUUCGCUCCAUGAUGUGCGGUUUUGUCUGAACGCCGAUUUGGGGCUCGCCAGGUGUGCGAAAUUUGUGCUGGGCGGGGGCGCAGACUUGUGCGAGUUUUGCUCGUUUGAAGUUUUUAGUGCUGCGAGGGAAGAGCAGUCCCUCUCGUUCAUAGAUAGCCCCCUUUUGGACAGUGGUGAGGACAAACGUAAGGAAAAACAGUAUUUGUGCACAGUGUGUGGCAAGACGUUCAAUUGCUCGUCCGGGUUGGAGCACCACAUGCUGACACAUGCGCCCCCCGAUGAUAAGCCCUUCAAAUGCAAAGUUUGCACUAAAGCCUUUGCCAAGAAAUACAACUUGAAUGUGCACGCAAGGGUCCAUUCCGGUGAGAGGCCGUAUAUUUGCAGCCAAUGUGGUAAAACUUACUCGACUCGGAGCAACCUCUCGACUCACAUAAACAGCACUCACUGUGAUGAGAAAAAGCACCAUUGCAAGCUCUGCGACAUGUCUUUUGUCCACCCAAGAGUGCUGAGGAUUCACAUGAGGAAACAUACAGGGGAGAAGCCCUUCAUGUGCCAGGUUUGUGGUAAACUUUUUUCCAAAAAUAUUCAUUUAACGAUUCAUACGCGGACACAUACGGGCGAACGGCCCUAUGUGUGUACGAACUGUGGGAAGGGUUUUACAACAACGGGCAAUCUUAGUAAGCACAAAAAGAUCAGUCAUCAAGUGUGAGUAAAAUCACACAUCAGUUCACAAAUAAUAAAUGUUUUUCGUA
Tribolium castaneum (red flour beetle) is the source of this 1084-nucleotide messenger RNA. RefSeq names its product zinc finger protein 239. Gene Ontology annotation, biological process: regulation of DNA-templated transcription. The transcript is spliced from 3 exons. Lineage: Eukaryota; Metazoa; Arthropoda; Insecta; Coleoptera; Tenebrionidae. The record is from RefSeq and is a predicted model, not a curated record. The coding region runs from base 58 to 1041 and encodes 327 amino acids. Gene Ontology annotation, molecular function: RNA polymerase II cis-regulatory region sequence-specific DNA binding; DNA-binding transcription factor activity, RNA polymerase II-specific.